Closterium sp. Yama58-4 is the source of this 1149-nucleotide messenger RNA. The record is from the annotation of a GenBank genome assembly. NCBI's taxonomy places the organism in Eukaryota, Viridiplantae, Streptophyta, Zygnematophyceae, Desmidiales, Closteriaceae.
AUGGCGAAGUGGGAGGUGAAGGAGGGAGACAUGGAGAGCGACGAGGAAGAGUUGGUUGGCGAUGGACCAGAGGAGGAAUUAGAGGAGCGAGAGGAGGAAAAGGAGGAAGGAGAGGGAGGGGACGAAGGGGAGGAAAGGAAGGAGGAGGAGGAAGGGGAGGAUAACGAGGAUGGGGAGGAAGGAGAGGAGGGGGAGGAUAACGGGGAGGGGGAGGAAGGAGAGGAGGGGGAGGAAAGCGAGGAGGGGGAUGCAGCGGCAGCGGGUGCGCGUGGGUUGGAUCGGCUACGAACGAAUGAAGGCGCCACUGAAGGGCGGAGUGAUUAUAGCGAGAGUGAUAGUGACGAGGGCGAUGCGGAACGAAGCGGAAGCGACGGAGACGGCGGCACGAUGGGCGCAGAGAAUGGGCUUCGGAGCGGGCGGAAGCGGCGGAAAGGGGAGGAGGAUGGGGGGGAAGAGCAGGGGGAGGGCGGGAAGAGAAAGCAGGCGAAAUUGCCGAAAGGGAAGAAGCGACACAAGACUGGCGUGUGUUACCUUUCGAGAAUACCCCCUCGCAUGAAACCCUUGAAGCUGCGUCACCUGCUGUCCCCGCACGCGGAAAUCCUUCGGAUAUACCUGGCACCUGAAGACCCAGCAGCGCGCCAGCGGCGGCGGGCAGCGGGGGGCAGUCGGAACAAAAACUUCACAGAAGGGUGGGUGGAGUUUGCACGCAAGAGGGACGCCAAGCGAGUGGCAGCGCUGCUCAACGGCCAGCCCAUGGGCGGCAAGAAUCGCUCGCACCACCGGUUUGACCUGUGGACCAUCAAGUAUCUCAAGCGCUUCAAGUGGGACAACCUCAGCGAGGAGAUGGCCUACCGGCGGGCGGUGAGGGAGCAGAAGCUGGAGGCGGAGAUGCGGGUGGCUGCCAAGGAGAGGGACGCGUAUGUGACGCGCGUGCAGCACAGCAAGGUGCUGCAGCGCCGCCAGGCCAAGGCUGCAAAGAAGGCCAAGCCAGCAGCAGGGGCGGAGGGAGGGGAGGGGGCAGCGCAGCAGCAGCAGGGAGGGCAGCAGCGGGUGCGGCACUACUUGCAGCGGGGGGCGAUAGACGAGGGGCAGCAGCAGGAGGACGGGCGACUCAUGUCCAGAGGCGUGCUGGGGAAGGUGCUUGGAUGA